AUGUCUGGGCAUGGGUCGUCGGGCAGGCACCCCUUCUACCGCGGCAUCCGGAGCCGGUACGGGAAGUGGGUCUCGGAGAUCCGGGAGCCGCGGAAGGCGCGCCGCAUCUGGCUCGGCACGUUCCCGACGGCCGAGAUGGCCGCCGUGGCGUACGACGUGGCCGCCCACGCUCUCCGCGGGGCCGACGCGGCGCUCAACUUCCCCGCCUUAGCGGCCACGCGCCCGGCACCGGCGUCCACCUCCGCGGACGGCAUCCGCGCGGCGGCGGCCGCCGCAGCCGCCUCCAUCCGGCACGACCGCGCCGGCGGCGGCAUUGCCCCUGCGGCUGCUGGAUCCGCUCUGCAGCAGCAGUUGGGUGGAACUGGAAGCAGUGCCGCUGAUGCUGCCUCGGCGAGCGUCAUGGCCCAGCAGGAUCGAGCCGGCAUUGGGUUCAAUCAGUACUUCCUGGACGAGGAGGCGCUCUUCGAGACGCCGCAGUUCCUCCGCAACAUGGCCGCCGGGAUGAUGAUGAGCCCCCCGAGGCUCAGCCCCGACUCCUCCGACGAAUCGCCGGACCCUUCCGAGGUUGGGGAGAGCCUCUGGAGCUACCGUGACCCGUAA
Messenger RNA from Aegilops tauschii subsp. strangulata, 600 nucleotides. Its product is annotated as ethylene-responsive transcription factor ERF025-like. Gene Ontology annotation, molecular function: DNA binding; DNA-binding transcription factor activity. Gene Ontology annotation, biological process: regulation of DNA-templated transcription. Lineage: Eukaryota; Viridiplantae; Streptophyta; Magnoliopsida; Poales; Poaceae. The record is from RefSeq and is a predicted model, not a curated record.